This is a messenger RNA of Prorocentrum cordatum, 2265 nucleotides long. The record is from the annotation of a GenBank genome assembly. Lineage: Eukaryota; Dinophyceae; Prorocentrales; Prorocentraceae.
AUGGGGCACGGCACAGGGUUAGAUGCGACACGGGCGGUUGGCGAGCGGGUCUUCGUGGAGAGCCACAAGUCUGGGGGUGUCCUCAAGUUCGUUGGACGGACGAACUUUGCCGAGGGCGAGUGGAUGGGCGUGGAGCUCGAUACCCCCAGCGGUAAGAACGACGGGUCUGUCAAGGGGGUGCCGUACUUCGCGUGCGAGCCCAACCACGGGUUGUUCGUGCGAAGGGAGGCGCUGGGCAGGGAGAAGGCGAACGGCAGAGGCGCAGCGACCAGCCCGCUGCGGAGGGGCGCCACGCAGGUGAAUCUCAAGAACUCGCCGCUGCCUGCGCCUGACGUGCCAGGUGCCAACGAUCCCCUGCGGAGGAGCGCCUCGCAGGUGAAUCACAAGAACUUCCCGCUGUCCUCUCCUGACGCGCCAGCCGUCAAAGAUGCCCUCUGGAGGGGCGCCUCGCAGGCGAAUGGCAAACACUUCCCGCUGCCCUCGCCUGACGCGCCAGGCGUCAAGGACCUCCCGCAGAAAGGCACCCCGAAGGUCAAGGACUCCCCGCUGCCCUCGCCUGACACGUCAGACGCCAAGGAGCUCCCGAGGAAGGGCGCUCCGCAGCUCUGGCGAGGGUUCUCUUCGGACUCCGCGGCCUCCGAACCGUCGGCGCUGAAGCCGGCACUCCGGCGCAGCGGCGCCUUCGCCGCGGCCGAGGACGAGCAGCCGGGGGGCUCGGCUGGGGCCGUGCAGAAGGCGGCCGCCAGGACCCCGAAGGCCGCGGCGAGCAUGCCGAGCAUGCGUGCGUCCGAGCGAGAGCCACCGCAGGCGGGCCACCUGCGAGACGGAGAGGCGGAGGCCGCCGAACACGCCGACGCUCCGAGCGGGAGCGUCGCCGCUGGCGGCGGCGCCGGGCGCGGCGGCCCGCGGCCCUCCCGGCGGCGCGCGCUGGGCGGGGCGAGGCCGGGGGGCGCGCUGCUCGAGGACGCGGGCAGGGCCGAGAGGCUGGCGGCCCAGCAGGAGCUGGCCGCGGCCGCCGAGGAGCACGACGCCGCCUCCAUCCGGGUGGCGCUGUCGCGCGCGCAGGCAGCGGGCGUGGACGCGGCGGAGAUUGCCAGCGCGCAGCACGUCCUCGGCCACGAGAUGCAGGGUUGGCUGGCCCAGGAGGUCGAGGGCCUGUGCAGGACGAUGGCGCGGCUCCAGCAGGCCGUCGCCGCCGUGGAGGCGAGGGCCGACGCCGCGGACAGCCGCCUGGCGGCCAGCUUGGGCGGAGGCUCCACCUCCUCCGCCUGCUCGGGGAGCACCGCGGCGUGCGCCGCGGCCGCGGAGGCGCCCGCCCUCGCCGGCCGCGGACAGCUUUGCCCCCCCUCGGAGGGCGAGGCCGCCUGGCUCUCCUCGCUGGGGCAGCGGCUGGAGCGGCGCAUGUGGGAGGACCUGGAUCGCCGCGUGGAGGACGCCGUCCAGGGCGCGGUGGCGCGCGCCGCCCGCGAGCUGCUGGCCCCCGCCGCGGAGGCCAGCCCAUGCCCAGCCGCCCGCCCGCUGCGGGAGCCGCCGCCGGCAGGGCCGCCGCCGACGCCCUUGCGGCAGCGGCUGCGCCGGCUGCUGGCGGGGUCGUGCCGCUCCGGCGCGCUGCGCGAAGAACUGGCGCGGCUGCGGCCCGCCGCCGCCGCGAAGUUGGCUUCCGAGGGGGGGAAGGCACCCGCCAUGCGGCAGCGGCUGCGGCGGCUGCUGGCGGGGUCGUGCCGCUCUGGCGCGCUGCGCGCGGAGCUGGCGCGGCUGCGGCCCGCCGCCGCCGCGAAGUUGGCCACCGAGGAGGGGAAGGCACCCGCUAUGCGGCAGCGGCUGCGGCGGCUGCUGGCGGGGUCGUGCCGCUCCGGCGCGCUGCGCGAAGAACUGGCGCGGCUGCGGCCCGCCGCCGCCGCGAAACUGGCCUCCGAGGAGGGGAAGGCACCCGCCAUGCGACAGCGGCUGCGGCGGCUGCUGGCGGGAUCGUGCCGCUCUGGCGCGCUGCGCGAAGAACUGGCGCGGCUGCGGCCCGCCGCCGCCGCCGCGAAGUUGGCCUCCGAGGAGGGGAAGGCCGCGGCCGCCAGGACGGCGCCGCGGGGGGCGCGCGAGCAGUGCGCCGCCGCCCGCAUCCAGGCGGUGUUCCGAGGGAGCAGGGCGGUGAAGGCUUUCAGACAGAAGCAGGACAACGCGACCCAGAUCCAGGCCGCGUUCCGGGGGAACAGGGCGAAGAAUGCGCUCAGACAAAGGCAGGACGACGCGACCCGGAUGCAGACGGCGUGA